AUGGCUUCUGUGGAGGAGCAGAAACAGCAACGGAGUUACUUUGUGCGGCUGGGUUCCCUCUCUAACAAAGUCCGCCGCCGAGCCUACCAGCACUCCCUGAACAAACUGCAGCGUGUUAAGCAAAGCACCCAGGAUACUCUCUCACGACUACAGCUGGCAAUAAAACUGAUUGAAUCUGUGAAACAGGAGGUUGGCCAGAAGCUCCUGGAUGGGCAGGAGAAGCUCCAUCAGCUGUGGGUGGACUGGAGCUUGACCCAACCCAAAGGAAACCAAGUUAAAACUGCCUCCCAAGCAGAGCAGGUAGAGUCACGGACUCUAGCUAUGCUGCAUAUCAUCACCCAGCAGCUACAACCUGUUUUUGAGAAUCUGAAAGCCAGCAUCCAAGGUCUGCCCAGCAACAUCCAAGAAGCUGUGUAUCAGGCCACUCGAAAUAUCCACAAGCUCCAUAGUUCUUUUUCCAGUGCUAUGUCUUUCCAGGACCUCUCCAGCACCACCCUGACCCAGAGCCAGGACUGUGUGACAGAAGCCCGAAGGUCCCUAGAUGACCUGUUUGAGUAUGUAACUCAGAACACCCCGCUGAACUGGCUUGUGGGUCCCUUCAGGGCAAUAGCUAAAGUGUCACAGGAUAGCAGAAAGCAGAAGAAAGAUAUGGUGACUGAUAUAAAAUCACCCAUGUUAGAAAAGGCUACAUCCUCAAAGGAGGUGGCUAAGACACCUGAAGAACCAAAGGGAGCGAACAGGAUCCUGGGGGAAGGGUGUGAAGUGCUAGAGAAGCUGGAAGAGAAGGCAGAGAAAGACACAGAGGUGGCACUGGCUGCAAAGGAGAUAAAAACUAAUGCACCAGAGGAAGAUCUCUGAAAAAUACCAGCUCUUCUGGCCAAGGCUCCCUGGCUAGAACAGCACUUUAACUGUGCGUCCAACUGCCAAGAGUGCCUCCUGCUCUCUCGCUGUCCCAGGCUGAGUUUACAGUAAGAUGUAGUUUUCAAGGAGGCUUGAUAACCAAGGUGGGGUGAUUCCAUGUCUUGAUUUAUUAUGUUUUAAAUCAUGGUGCUGCACUGAAAGGGAAGAUGGGGACCUGUACUUCAGCUUAAGCCAGCCCAGCUGUAUGUGUGAAUGGCUAAUUCUUGCUGAGACAAGUUGUGAGAAAGAAGUGGUCUCAACUUAUUUUUAAUGUUGAAUUUCUUUUUAAUUCAUCCAAGCUGCAGAGAUCUUAAGAGGAUGAUGCGCUUGACCUUUGAUUCCAUUUCCCUUCUUCAAAUUUAAAAAUGUGUUGCAGACAGGACUUCCUUUUUGCCUGCUGUGCUUCUGGUGAGCCUCAGCCCUGCAGCAGACCAGGAACAGUUGGGGGCAAAGGCUGCUUCUCGAAGAGACACUUUUCCUUAUGGAUCAGCCAAAUGCUUUUUAUUUUAUAGAGCAACACUUUGCAAGGUGGGAUUUUCUUUCAAGCAUGCCAAUUUGCAGUGGGAUUUUCUUGCCUAGUUAUAUAAGUGACUUCAGGGAUCAUCUCUUCAUGAGUAACUCCAUGCAUGAAGCUUCUUGCAGCCAUCAAGAAACUGGCAAAUGAGGCAGCUCUUGCCAGGAGUUACUCUGCCAUGGUAAUAGGAUAUCCUGUUACUAAAAUAACAGGGGAGAGAAGUGUGGGUUGUUUCCCUAGCAAACAAUGCUUUGUAAUCAUUCCUAAUGUAAUUUAUUUUGGUAUUUUAUGUCCUGGCAUGACCCUGUGCUAAGGCUGGAAUAAUGGGAAGCAGACUUCAGAAUAAAGUAUCACCUGCAUUCAAA
Molecule: messenger RNA, 1779 nt
Organism: Grus americana (Whooping crane)
Lineage: Eukaryota; Metazoa; Chordata; Aves; Gruiformes; Gruidae
Product: perilipin-3-like
Exons: 3
Coding region: 1-858 (285 amino acids)
Biological process (GO): positive regulation of triglyceride storage; lipid storage
Cellular component (GO): lipid droplet; cytosol
Source: RefSeq, a predicted model, not a curated record